UUUCUUUGUCAUCUUUCAUUUGUCCUAUUCCCUCCCCUCUGAUGCCAUUUUCACAUAAAUAUAUUCCUGUCUAAUGCCUUUGAUUUAGGACUGCAAUGCAAGCUCGGCUGCGCAAUUUGAUCUACCUAUAUCUAUACCCAUGGUAUGCCCAUUUUCCCCCAUCCUUUUUCUCGUUGGUUGCUGGUCUUGCAUUUCAUCACAUCGUCGCAUUGCCUUUCAUGCUUCCAUUCGUAUGGCACGUUACUUUCUUGGUAUAUCAGUCUUGCAUAUUACCUACUGCGCACAUUCCCAAGACAAUGUGUGGAAAAUGAAACGGCAGUUCUCGUCUUCUUUGCCCGGCAGAAGCAUCCAUUCCUUGUAGAUACAUGUAUGAUGGAUAAAACAUGUAUUGAUGCGGUGCCACAAUAGUCGGCGCCUUUCGAAGCCGCUUCGUCGUGUCGGGCGUUGUUUGACAUUACACAAGUCGUACUUGAGUGUGACUUGAGCAAACAAUAAGGCUGCAUUGUUGUAAAUUGGCAUUUAGCCGUAAAUCUGUCCUUUCGAGAGUUGCUCAUAAGGCGUAUGCUGGUUCAAACGUUCAUCGCAUCGCUCUUUGGCAGGCCAUAAUGAACACACUUUGAUACAGACAACCCCUGAACGAAAGAAAAUACUAUUUAAAAUGGAAACGAGGCAAACGAUGUGGGAUGGACUACCAGGUUUGGAGGAUUAUAUUUCAGCAAGACACCCGUCUUCGUUUUAUAAACGACAACAUCACCACGGAGGGAGACGGCCGUUCGCUACCAGCUGGAUGCAGCCAACCAACACUCCAAGACUUGUUGAUAUCUGCCAUGUACUCGACACAGGGCCCCCUCCGCCCCCUCCGCUCGAUACACCAUCCUGGAGCCAGAGCUAUACCACAGAACCCUUUGUCUUUGUUGACUUGAAUGAAGGGGGUAGAAGGACGGUGCCGUUGAGCUUCCAGCCACCUCUCGCUCCGCAGUUUAACAGUACUCCCCGUUUUAUGAAUGGACAUGUACCGGGCUGGGGGGAGACGAGUGCCAGCGAGCAUAUGUCCGUUGACGAGGACAGUGAUGAGUACGUGGAUAAAGUAGACGCAGAAGACGAAGUGUCAAGUACAGAGGAGAUGGAAGGUACUGAGACGGUUAUGGGGGGCCACCAGGAGUCAGGUCUAGGGGGAUUGUUUGAGAAUGUGGGCGAGAGUUCCGGGGAGAAGGAAGAUGAUGCGGAUCAAUCUCUACAUGAAACUGUGAAGAGACUGAAAGAAGAGGUUAAGGAGUUGAAAGGGAUGAUGAGAUGUGAGAAACUCGAGUUUGAGCGCCUACGCGGUGCUGUUGCGGAGAUGAUGGAAUACCUUGCGAAGGAGAGGCAUGUUCACUGGGAGAAUAAGUGGGAGCAAGGACCCCGGACUCACAACUUCAGUGGAGGAGUAUAUACAAGCCAGACAAGGCAGCCUAGCACGGACAACCCAACUCCAAGCUCAUCCAGGGCGGCUAUCGAGGAGUAUAACACUGCGUGGAAAGCAGUGUUUGACACAAAGAGCACAUCAAAUGGUCAACACUGGACCAUACCAUGGCCGACUAGCAGCCUCAAGUCUAGUCCUCUAUCCAGAAAUUCCCAACCAAGCCGCGGACUCAUGAAACACCGCCGAUUACCGAAGGAAAUCAGCGAGGAUAUUUUUCAGCUCAGGAAGUGGAAUGCCUUUUGUUUCUUCGUGCAGGCCUUUGGUCUGUAUCCAACCUAUGUGCAUGCAGAUAGUAUCAGGAGAGAGACACUUGCCCCUGAAGAGCCACGGGAGGGUAUAGUGUUUGAUAUCCGGAUCCGGGGAGCUUCACGGGCUAAGUUGAACGCACUGAAAGCGCAGAUGGUGCAGGAAAAGCUGAGAUGGCAUCCAGACAGGCUGAAAAGAUAUGCUGGCGGAUUUAGGGGGGAUGAAGAAGAGGCCGCGAAGGCUGUCCUGAGUGCAGUCUUGGAUAGCUCAAGGGCAUGUAACAAAUGUCUGGAACUAGUAGGCCGGGGACAUUAA
This is a messenger RNA of Trichophyton rubrum CBS 118892, 2023 nucleotides long. RefSeq lists its product as uncharacterized. The transcript has a single exon. Bases 659 to 2023 code for a protein of 454 amino acids. The record is from RefSeq and is a predicted model, not a curated record. Lineage: Eukaryota; Fungi; Ascomycota; Eurotiomycetes; Onygenales; Arthrodermataceae.